UAUCUCAAAGAAAAUAUGAAGAAAGUAUUAGAUAACUUCUUAGACAUCUUAACCAUCUGUUCUGAAGUUGUGUCGUCGGAUGGUGUACCUACAAACAUGGAAGAAGAUGCUCGUGAUGGCUACCAUUGGUUGAUGGAAGAAUUAAAAGACCUUCCACAAACUCAAUUCGACUAUUUAAGAGUACGUGGAAGCAAGCGUCCAGCUGGAGUAGCAAGUGGCGGGGCCUUCAAGAAUAGUUUUGAUAGUCUUUCUGUAUAUGCUGGUACAAUAUAUUGGUUGACUCACAAGAAAUAUAGCACCAGACGCGAAAGAGUGGCGGCUAAGUACGUAUUGGAUUUCAUACAUCAAAAACGAGAUCAAUGGAUCCAUCAUCUAACUCCUUAUAGUACUAGAAAAAAACAUUUGUCAGUCGUAAAUUUAUUAGUCUCAGCCAAAAGAGUCAGACCGUUGAAAUAUCCAAGUCUAAAACGAUACUCUAAGAAGCGAGCUCAUUAAUCUGAGAGAAGGGUCGAUGGGUUUUAUGUACAGUCUCGAUAUUAAUGUCACUGCAGAAGACCAGUUGUUUUUCAAUCCCAACAAGAAUAAUAAGCAUGAGUUAUGUAUGAUGAUUAGUUCUUUAAUACUUUAAAAAUCUCUUGUAAUGCAACUUGAAUUGUUUGACUUGAAGCUGAAGUCAAGCGCUCAAAGGC
Melampsora larici-populina 98AG31 is the source of this 689-nucleotide messenger RNA. RefSeq lists its product as uncharacterized. The record is from RefSeq and is a predicted model, not a curated record. The transcript has a single exon. Lineage: Eukaryota; Fungi; Basidiomycota; Pucciniomycetes; Pucciniales; Melampsoraceae. Bases 16 to 495 code for a protein of 159 amino acids.